AUGACUCCACAUUUUAACACAUCCUCAUCAUCAGAAACAAAAUCACCGGCACAAGGAGUUGGUACAACCGAUGGCGUCCACUCUACCGAAGUUACCACACCACUUGCAGGACGGAAAGAUGCUAUGAACUCUUCGAGCAAUCCCCAGGCAGGUGGCUUCAUAGGACUAGGUAUAGGAUGUGUGCUGCUUGUGCUGGCAAUCCUCAUUGUAGUCGUCGUGUUGAGAAGGCAAAAGAAACUGUGCUUUAAGACAAAAAGUGGGAAUCAACCAAUACACUUCACUUCUGGCGCAGAAAACACCACCUAUGGAUUAGCCGUUCAGGCACAAACAGAAAAUGAAACAUAUUCAGUCAUAACACCUCCUGACAUAGAUAGAACAUCCACGUCAUCCACGUUUCCAACGGCGAUAGUCCGACCCAAUGCUCACAAUGACAACAACAUCAACACCUCUCAGAUUAAUGAUGAGGAUGAGUACAACGUGUUGUCAGAAUCCGACAACUCGAAGAAGGUUAUGCAACACGGGAAUCCCUACAAUCACCUCUCGGGACCUGACAGAGGUAACAAGUCCACAGGAGACUACGACACUGCAAACUGUGUUCCACAGACAGGAGAGGCGACCACUGGGCUGAAACACAUGGCCGCAGAUACACUACUCUCUGAUGUAGCGAGUGGUCAGAACUUAGAGGAGGGUCAGUACAAUGUGCUCGGUCAGCACGACUCUCCCAGAACAGCUGAUGCCGACGCGGGGGUGUACGACCACGUGGCAGCGGACGAGGGGGAUUAUGACACUGCACAGCAGUGUAAGAAUCCCAGCAAAGUGGAUGAUAUUUACCGUCACAUUCAGAGGACAAACACUGAAUGUGAAGAGGAUGCUUAUGAUGUUGCAAGUAAACGGCAACCGGAAGGAUGUUCUGAUGACACCUACGACCACGCCACUAAGGUCGAUGAGGAAGACAGAGACACGGCCGACUACUACAACACAAAGUGUCUUCUUCAAGACGAUGGAAAUCUUGAUGGACAUCCCGGAGGUGAUGAUCGGUCUGAUGAAAAUGAUCAAAAAAACGUUUACAGUCUUGCCAAGGACAUUUCUGAUGCCUAAGUAUUGAUAAAAUAGAGAAAUGUUAUUAUGUAGCACUUGUACACAAUUUAUACUCUUUACUAAACACCAGUUAGCUCUUAUUGAUUGGUGUAAUAGCUCCGUUUUGACAACCUAUUAUGUGCACAUAUGAAUCUGAUUCUUUAAGAUUUAUUUGUUCCUGGUGUGUUAUGAUAUUUGAUGGCAGCUUAUGUCUUGAUAACUGAGAAUAAUGCAUGAUUUGUUAUAUGAUUGGACAUCGAUAAGUGUUUUAUGAUUUUCCUCCUUGCAGGAAUAGCUUCUUUUUAUUUUCAUUAUAUAUAAUAUACUGUAAACUACGGUUAUAACGAACUCGAAGGGACCACUAAUUUUCGUUCGUAAUAAUUCGUUAUAAGCGUAUAUACAGCAUAUGUACAACAACCGGCAGAGACUAAACAAUAAGUUCGCUAUAUCGGCCAGUUCGUUAUAAGCGUGUUCGUUACAAACGUAGUUUACUGUAUUUCAUUUUUUUG
This is a messenger RNA of Haliotis rufescens (red abalone), 1586 nucleotides long. RefSeq lists its product as uncharacterized. The transcript is spliced from 3 exons. The record is from RefSeq and is a predicted model, not a curated record. Lineage: Eukaryota; Metazoa; Mollusca; Gastropoda; Lepetellida; Haliotidae. Bases 1 to 1098 code for a protein of 365 amino acids.